UAUCCUCUUAAGUUUCGAUUGGGAGCGCGAAGCACGAGGAUCGUUUACAGCGAGUUAGUCCGAGUCCGCGCAAUGUCUUCUCCAUGGGCGGACCAGCCAUAUUCUUUGAUCUCUACUGUUGAAUUUUCGAAGAAUACCUCUCAUUCAGCAUACUAUGUCGCCACAGAAAUGGCCUUAGCCCACAACGGCAUGAUUCGCGGCCUCAACUCAAUCUACAUCCAAGCAUCCAACCUCCCGCGCAACAAUCCAAAAAUAGUCCAAGACUUUCUGACCUACUGCCAAUGUUGGAGCGAAUCCAUGCAUCACCACCACGACAUGGAAGAAGACAGCUUCUUCCCAGCCAUCGAGAAGCUAACGGGCGUUCAAGGACUCAUGGAGCGCAACGUAGAGCAACACCGUGCUUUUACGCCUGGCUUCGAGCGCUUCCAGCAAUACGCUAAUACGUGCGCUCCGAAGGAUUACGACGCAGCGGAGCUCAAGAGCUUGGUUGAGGGGUUUGCGGAACCCUUGACGCGUCACUUACAGGAUGAGAUUGAGACUUUACGCGGACUACAUGAGUACGAUAGCGAGCGUUUGAAAGCAGCUUAUAAGGAGUUUGAAAAACUUUUGAUGGAUACAGAUAACCAACGUAUUGCUCCGCUUGUGUUCGGCACAGCUGAUCGGGGUUAUGAGGGCGGCAUCCAUGAUUUCCCGUCUGUGCCUUUCUUCGUGCCGUAUAUCAUUCAUUAUCUGUUUGGGAUGAAGUAUCGUGGUGCUUGGCGGUUUAAUCCGUGUACGAUUUGGAGGGAUCGCAGGGAGUUGGCCUUUCCCGGCACAGGUGCAGCUGCGUGA
Molecule: messenger RNA, 831 nt
Organism: Periconia digitata
Lineage: Eukaryota; Fungi; Ascomycota; Dothideomycetes; Pleosporales; Periconiaceae
Source: the annotation of a GenBank genome assembly